Cherax quadricarinatus is the source of this 2754-nucleotide messenger RNA. NCBI's taxonomy places the organism in Eukaryota, Metazoa, Arthropoda, Malacostraca, Decapoda, Parastacidae. The record is from RefSeq and is a predicted model, not a curated record.
CUCAGUAACACACAUGCUGUGAUGGGAGACGGUUGCGUCUCUUCCCGCUCCCUCUUUACCUCCUAAUUCCCACCUGUCUUCACUAAGUGCUGAAAAAGUCAUGUCCGGCCGUACGUGUGUUGUCAUGGUAUGGUAGUUCUGAGUUACCACUGCUAGUCUAGAAGUCUUCCAGGUGUCACUCAUAGCACAACCGAAAAAAAUUACAAAUAUCGUGAUAUACACCCAUAUGUAUAUUUGUGUAUAAAUAUGGAUUCUGGAAAUUGAUGCUGAUACCUAAGCCUCAGGAGACUCUGAAGAGUUGCAGCCUUGCAGAUAUUAAUAAUGUAUAGCUGGAGAAGUUUAAAGCAGAGUGGCCAUGAGUGCUGAGGAAGAGUUGUAUAGCAGCAGCACCAGCAGCAGCAGCACCAGCAGCAGCAGCACCAGCACCAGCAGCAGCAGCAGCACCAGCACCAGCAGCACCACCACCAGCACCAGAACCAGCACCAGCACCAGCAGCAGCAGCACCAGCAGUAGCACGUCAUCCUGAUGACCUGAACUAAACACACACACACACACACACACACACACACACACACACACACACACACACACACACACACACACACUCACACACACCUUUCACUCCCAUAUUCCGUCCCGAAGAUUCACCUCACUAAGACUCCUCACUGGGUGUCCUACAUGUGUUGUCUACCAGCGUCGAGUCUACACACGUCUACAACCUGUUUCCUGAAGCGUACAAAACACAUUUUAAUUAAGGUUCUAGACAAGUUGGAAGGUUCGUUCUCCAGCAAGUGUAUGUAUACCAGCCAUCCUACACUACCACACUCAUCAGUCAUACCUGACGUACUACUCACCUAACAAGCUGGAGCAACAGACAACAAUGGCGUGUGUCAACAAAAACCUCAUCUUACUGAAGCUUCUUCUCUUUACUUUUUACGGAGCGCUGGGAUGUCUGAUGCCGUUCCUGACCAUCCACAUGAGGUACAUGGGUCUCAGUAUCCAGGAAAUCACGUGGAUCAACUCAGUACUUCCUCUCACUUCGCUGGUGGGACCCCCGCUGGUGGGCAUCUUGGCUGACAGACUGGGGCAUUACAGGCCCAUCACUGUCGUCUGCAUGCUAUUUGCGGCUGUGUUGCACACAGCACUGUUGUUCGUGCCAUCAUGUGAGGUGUCGCCAGCGACGGAAGCGGCACUCAGCUUGAGGUGUGACACUAGUGGUGCUGCCAUGGUGCUCGACCCCUGUGGCAACCCAUGCCCUCGACCCGUGGCCUUUCACUCAUCUUCCUUUGAGGUGAAGGAUUGCCGCCUUGUGUGUCGGGAGGAGACCAGUACAAAAGAGAAUGCAACAGAAGAUGAGGUAGUUAAAGUCGACAGAGUCGUGAUCAGCGACACUGCUCCUCUUAUGUGUUUCCGCACAGGCUCGGGCAACCACGAAUACAGAACAUUCAACAACGACCGGAUAACAUUAGAAUUCAACAGAACCUUGGAAGCUACUCAUCGCCAGAGUGAGAGUGGAAGGGUGAUGUGCUAUUACCCACAGCAAGAGUUCAGUACAGUUAGUACUCAGUACACCGGCCUCACUUGUCACGCCUCCCCACCAAACUGUGAGGUUAUCUGUAAUGCUACAGAACUGGUGAAUGGGACACGUUUUCUGCAGAGACCCAUGUGUUCCACAGUGAGGGGCAACCCUAAGUUAACACUGUGGCUCUAUUUUGGUGUUCGAGCGAUGGCAGAAAUGCUCUCUGCCAUCCUGGUGUCGUUGUUAGAAGCUGUGGCCCUCACUAUGGUCCACCAGUACAAGGGUGACUAUGGCAGGGAGAAGAUGUUUGGUUUACUGGCUGUUGGAGUUUUUUCACCAAUUUCUGGUUUCCUCAUUGACACAAAAUUUGGAACUUUCGGAAGCUACAGUUACGCUCCGGUGUUCUAUGUCUUCAAUGGUCUGAUGUUGACGACAAUGGCUGUAACUAUUGUACUUCCUAUUGAAGUACAAGUUCAGAGAAGAAGUUUGUUGAAAAAUAUAAGGCAACUGAUCCACACCACAGAGCUGAGUAUUCUUCUCUUCCUGAUGACGCUACUGGGUACUUUCUGGGGUUACCUCAAGACUUUUGUUUAUGUCUACCUGGAAGACCUACAUGCAUCCAAGUUGCUGCUGGGUCUUACUCUCUCCUUCGGUAUUGUUCCAUCACUGCCUUUCUUGUACAAGAGCGCUGCCGUCGUGCAGUACUGUGGACAUCACUACCUCAUUAUGCUCGCCUUCCUUGGUUACUGCGUUAGGUUUGCUGGGUUAUCAUACAUCAUCAACCCAUGGUGGGCAUUGCUGCUGGAGUCACUGGAACUGUUUACACUCAACCUGAUGAAUGUGUCGGCUGCUACACUGGCUUACAAGCUGGCUCCCAAGACCUUCGUGGCUACAGCUCAGGCUUUGGUGUGGGUUUCCCACUUUAACAUAGGUCAGUGAUGGCAUGUGAGUGAAGUAACAUUUUUGAAAGGAUUCUGGAAGACUGGUUCAGUAUAGUUCUGGAGGUGGGAAGUACAGUGCCUGCACUCUGAAGGAUGAAUAAGGAUGUUACAGUUCUGGAGGUGGGAAGUAUGGUGCCUCCACUCUGAAGGAUGGGUGAGGAUGUUACAGUUCAGGAGGUGGGAAGUACGGUGCCUCCACUCUGAAGGAUGGGUGAGGAUGUUACAGUUCUGGAGCUGGGAAGUACAGUGCCUGCACUCUGAAGGAUGGGUGAGAAUGUUAUAUUUCUGGAGGUG